Messenger RNA from Telopea speciosissima, 1094 nucleotides. Its product is annotated as protein LSD1. The transcript is spliced from 6 exons. The record is from RefSeq and is a predicted model, not a curated record. The coding region runs from base 326 to 760 and encodes 144 amino acids. Lineage: Eukaryota; Viridiplantae; Streptophyta; Magnoliopsida; Proteales; Proteaceae.
UGCUUGUUGCCCCACUUUAAAAAGUUGAGCUUAGUUCAUUGCUUGCAAAGUGUUAUGGGGAUUUUUGGGUUUCUGGGUAUGUGAUAUCUCAGCUUCAUAUAUGGAUUUUCAUCUAAUUUCCUCUUGUGUGUGUGUAUAUCAUAACACUUGUUUUCCUGUGAGUUUCUGAUAGUCCUCUAUGUUUUUUCCUGCUUUUUGUUGGAAAGUCUGAAAUGGGUAUUGAAAUGUUGGCCAUGACCAUAAGAGGCAGAAUUCUGUUUUCCUCUGCUUGAGGCAGCCGGCCUUAUAAAGCUUUGAGGAAGAAGGAUAAAUUCUCAGAUAAGCAAUGCCUGUUCCUCUUGCCCCCUAUCCGACACCUCUGGUACCAUUUACACCCCCAAACGGUUCACAGAGCCAACUUGUGUGUUCUGGCUGUCGGAACCUUCUUCUCUAUCCAGUGGGUGCAACCUCUGUAUGUUGUGCUGUUUGUAAUGCAGUGACAGCUGUGCCACCUCCAGGCACAGAGAUGGCUCAGUUGGUCUGUGGAGGCUGCCACACCUUACUGAUGUACAUUCGUGGAGCUACAAGUGUACAAUGUUCAUGUUGUCACACGAUCAACCUAGCCUUAGAAGCAAAUCAGGUUGCACAUGUCAACUGUGGGAAUUGCCGGAUGUUAUUGAUGUAUCAAUAUGGAGCACGAUCUGUGAAAUGUGCAGUUUGCAAUUUUGUGACAUCAGUUGGGGCUUCACCAAGCACUACCGAGCAAAAGUUCAAUAACUGAGAUUGUGAAGCUGCGGAUUAUGGACUCCUAAGAGUUUAUUCUUUCUUCUUACGGCAUCUCACUUACUGCUUUUAUCAACAUGUGGCUUUAGGUGAAUGUAUAGAGUCGUUUUUUCUUAUUUUGCUAUUAUUGAAUAAGCAGUUUUGGCAGGUUCAAUGUGUGAGGUUAUUCCACAAGAGGACUGUUAGGUUGGAAGUGCAGUUAGAACAGAUAAAGACGUGCAGCUUUUUUUUGCGAUUAGUGGCAUGAAAUCCACAUCAUCUAUUUACCUCCCAAUAUGUAUGCUCUUGGACUUUUUGAAUGAACAAUAGCAAUAAGUUAUGAUUGUUGGCUA